UUACAGGAGCUGGACGAGAUGAAGAAGCGUCUCAAGGAGAUGGAAGAAGAGGCCGCUGCCCUGCGUGAGAUGCAAGCCAAAGUCGAGAAGGAGAUGAGCGCCGUCCAAGAUCCUGCUAGUGCAGCUGCAACUCAAGCAAGCAGGGAGGAGGUAGAUUCUCGGUCGGUGUUUGUUGGAAAUGUGCAAUCUUCAAUCAUUUGAGUUCUCUGAUACCCAAUGUUAGGGGUGCCAGGAAGCUCUAUUUUAAAAUAGCUUGUGGUUGGAAAAAAAAAAGAACAAAAGAAGAUUAAAAAACAAUUCUCUUUAGAAAAAAGGAUGAGUGCAAGGAGGCCAAAGAGAGCAGAAAAUUCAAGGGCCAAAAAAAGGAAAAAAUCUCAGGAAGAGGGGAAAGGAAAAAGAAAAGGGGAAAAAUAAAAAAAGAUGGAUAUGACUAUAGAGUUAGAUGUUUAUAUUAUUGUUAACCAGAGGAUGAGGAAAGAAUGUCAGGAUAUAAGUAUUUUGGCGAGAGCAAACUGAAUUAUAGGACUUCCUGGCUUGGCGUAAGACAAUGGUGCAAGUGGAGUUAUGAAUUCCUUCGUGCUGUCAACAUAAUGGAAUAUCAUGUGAACAUGCAACUUUAGAUGCUGAAGCCUCACCAUUCUUGGAGGUGGAGUUGAAGUUCUUGGAGUGUCUUGUUGCUUUGCAUUAUAUGGUGGAUUAUUCUUGCACACCUGAAGAAGUGCAGCAGCAUUUCCAGUCUUGCGGAACAGUCAACAGGGUCACUAUUCUGACAGACAAGUUUGGUCAGCCAAAGGGGUUUGCUUAUGUUGAAUUUCUGGAAACUGAGGCAGUUCAAGAGGCUAUUCAGUUGAAUGAAUCUGAAUUACAUGGGCGUCAAAUCAAAGUAUCGCCUAAACGAACUAAUGUCCCUGGAAUGAAGCAGUUCCGUCCAAGGCGCUUCAGUCCAUACAUGGGAUAUCGUUUUAGGGGGCCAUAUAUGCCACCAUAUUUUUCCUCUCCAUAUGGAUACGGGAAGGUUCCCAGAUUCAGAAGGCCAAUGCGCUAUAGGCCUUAUUUCUGAGUAGUGGAUGGUCUUGUCAGGCUUCCGUGCUUAGGACCAAAGCAUACAUUUCCUUGAAAUACCUAUGGUUUAACAUUUGCUUCUAUUCUAGCCUGUAUUUUGUGGGCGGUCAGACUUAAAGCAACCCGUGGUUAUCAAUUGGGCUUAACCCGUAUGUUUUUGUUCGUCUCCUAGAAUAGUGACUGCUAUGGUGCGACUGCCGGUCUGUUGAAGGAUAACAUCUUUAUCUGUUAUGCCAUUAUUUUUGCAAAGCAACUCUAUAGUGCUUUCAUAAGAGUCUGCAUGGUCAUUAUAAACUGCCUUGUGGGUACUGUUUGACCCUCAAAAGGUUCCCGAUGUGCAGAAUGUUUCAGCUAAUCUUUCAGUUGCUUCUUUCA
Messenger RNA from Phoenix dactylifera (date palm), 1437 nucleotides. The record is from RefSeq and is a predicted model, not a curated record. Lineage: Eukaryota; Viridiplantae; Streptophyta; Magnoliopsida; Arecales; Arecaceae.